Messenger RNA from Myripristis murdjan (pinecone soldierfish), 4163 nucleotides. RefSeq names its product E3 ubiquitin-protein ligase RNF38-like. The transcript is spliced from 12 exons. The coding region runs from base 1180 to 3093 and encodes 637 amino acids. NCBI's taxonomy places the organism in Eukaryota, Metazoa, Chordata, Actinopteri, Holocentriformes, Holocentridae. Gene Ontology annotation, molecular function: ubiquitin protein ligase activity. The record is from RefSeq and is a predicted model, not a curated record. Gene Ontology annotation, biological process: protein ubiquitination.
GAGAUGUAAAAAUCCCAUUGAUUGAUCUCCACUACGUUCCCCGCUGACCAGAGAAAACACUCGAUAGCGAAUGUGAGAGGGGAUUUACAUUCGGCAAAAAAUUGCGAGGCUUGCCCAUGAGAUAAGGUAUCUGCUUGCUCAUGUGUGCUAUAGCGUUGUGAUAGUAGCGCGGAUUAAUGGUCGCCAACUCGAUAUUGCACGACGUUUGCUAGCUAGUAAUGUCGGCACAGUUGGACUUGUUUUCCUUGCUAGAUCAAGCUUCCUGUUGUUAGCCUUGGGCUAGCUGGGGGAAUAUAGAUAAUAUGCUAAUGAAAGGGCAGGUAUAGUUUGCGAACCUAAAGGGGUGUAGCGUUACUAUCGGGAAUAGAUUACCCGUUGCAGUUUAGUUGUAAUUUAAUCACAGGCCUAUGCGAAUAACUUUGUUUGCCAGUCAGCUAACUGGGAAGCUGGUUUCCUUUAGUUUGCUAGCGUUCGGUAGCUAGCCAUCUUGCUUGCAUUGAGUUCUGCCGUGUUGAGGGAUUAUAGUAUUUAACUUGGCUUUUGGUGGUUUUCGCUGGCAGCGUUCACUUCUGUCAGUCGCAAUUCCUUGUAAACAAAUGCCCCACUAAAGGGUUCGCUUAGUGUAUGGAGCCGUUUGCUUGCAAGUAAUACUUACACGCCCCAAAAAUACUUUUUACUGUGGGAAAGCCAGCCGGAGCUCCACUCUGGAAAGACAAUAGAGAACCUGAGACUUGCUCAGCUGUUGUUCUGCUCUCUAUUAUACUGAGUUACGCUUCACAGACUUACAGAAAAUUUGUUUUAAGCGACGUGGAUAUGCUUAAUUGAUUUAAAUUUUCAUAAAAGUUCAUAUAAAAAGCGUCAUUUCACUAAGUUCUAGCAGAGAUAGCGAGAGGCAGAGGAGUGGAUCUGGUCGAUGCAGAUGGUGCUUGCGCGACAUUAGGGGGCUGUGCUGCUCUUAACCCUCCGUUACCUCCAGCUAUCCCGUCUCAUUACAUCCACACCACGGCUUUAAAUGCCUAAGAAAACACUCAGGAGAAGUAGUCGGUAACGGAGAUUACCAGGUGGGUGGAGAGACGCGGAGACUCGGUUUGACAAGGGAGGUUCCUGCUCUCGAUAGUUAAACCGUCCAUCUCUCCAGCCUACCUUCAUUACGUCCAGCCACCACCGCCCUCCUCAGCCAUGGACCCCCCGAGGACUCGGUCGCGGUCUCGGUCUGGCUUCUAUCAUUUCGGCAUGAACGGCAGCGGCGGAGGCAACGGCAGUAACGCGGUCGGUAACGGGAGUAUGAUGAACGCCAGCGGCGGGGUGAGCUACCCACAGCAGAGCAACCCCGGGUGGGCGCCGCACCACGGAGGUCGGAGCUACCCGGAGAGCCAGCAGCACACCCAGGGGAGCUACCUGUCCGCAGGGGCGCCGCGCCACUCCUCGCACGGAGCGCAUAGACACCCCGGGGCCGGAGGAGUGCUACACUUUCAUCCAGAUAAUGUGUGCAGUGAGGAUCGGGACAAGAUGGAAGACAGUCCAAGUCCGAAAAGGCAGCGUCUUUCCCAGCAGUCCAUGUUGGAUUUAAGCUCUGCCCCUCCCUCUACUCCUUCCUCUCCCAUUCGCCCCUGGGAGCUGCCCCCCAGUCGCAGACCUCACCCCCACUACAUGCCAGAGAGAUGCCACACGCCUGUUCGCAACCGUCGCAGUCCUCCGAUGAGGCGCCAGCGCGGCCGAAGGGACCGCCUGACCCGCCACCACCACCACGCCCACAACAACCACCACCACUACAACAGCAACAGUAACCACCACCACCACCCCAACCCCCACCACCAUCACCACCACCACCUGCACUCGCACCACGGUCCGUCGCCAGGCCACCAGGACGAGAACUACCGUCACCCGGCACCUCCGCAGAGCUACCCCCCGUACAGCCAGCAGCCUCCCCGGGGGCCCGGGCCGGGGCCGGGGCCUGGUCCUGGGCCUGAGGAGCGCCCAGGAUAUCACCCCCCAAAUCUCUCCCCGAGGCCCCUCCACCAGUCGCCGAACCUGUCCCCCAGGCUGCUGCACCCGGCCGCACACCCACAGCACCCCCACCCCCACCCAUCGCAGCAGCAGAGCAGUGUAGUGCUGGACCUCCACGAGCAGGGCUCAGCUCCGGUGUCAUAUCCCGUUUCUCCUCCGGGGGCGCCACCCGGCCUGCCGCCUCGCUCUGCCCCGCAGCAGAUCCCAGCAUGCUCGGUGGUCUUCAGCGGACAGCACUACCCUGUCUGCAGCGUCCCGCCUCCUGUCCUCCAGACCUGUUCUGUGCAGCACCUACCUAUGCCCUACCCGUUCCCAUCGCUGCUCUCCAGUGACCCGGCCUUCCUCCUCCCCCCUCCCCACCUCCCCCACCCUCCUCCACACCUGUCCCACCACCCACCUCACCUACCCCAGCCUGGACAGUUUGGACCGUACCCGACACAGCAGGCGCGAUCGCCGUUACAGAGGAUAGAGAACGAUGUGGAGCUGCUAGGAGAGCAUCUGUCCCUGGGCGCGGGGCUCCACUACCCCCCUGCUGCCCACCCCACCCUCACCCCACACUCCACACAGCUCCACUUCCUCUCCCAUGAUCCUCUGCCACAGGAGUUCUUUGGAGUGUCCUACCCCAACUUCAUGCCUCGGCGUAUCCCAGGGCGACGUUACCGCUCGCAACAACCACUGCCACCUUCGCCUUACCACCCCAGCUUUCUGCCUUACUUCCUCUCGAUGCUGCCAGUCCAGCCCACAGGUCCUGCAAUCAGUCUUGAACUGGAUGUAGACGACGGAGAAGUGGAAAAUUAUGAGGCUCUCCUGAACCUGGCUGAGCGCCUGGGAGAGGCCAAGCUCCGAGGACUGACCAAGGGAGACAUCGAACAGCUGCCUUCUUACCGGUUCAAUCCUAACAACCACCAAUCUGAACAAACACUGUGUGUGGUGUGCAUGAGUGACUUUGAGUCCCGCCAGCUGCUGCGAGUCCUGCCCUGCAGCCACGAGUUCCACGGGAAGUGUGUCGACAAGUGGCUGAGGGCCAACAGGACGUGUCCCAUCUGCCGCGCCGACGCCUCAGAGGUCCAGCGAGACUCAGAGUGACCACAAGGGGGAGCUGUACACACCUAACUGCCCCUCACACCCUUUUGAGCACCCCCCCCUCCAGUCCUGAAAUAUUAACUUGUGUAUGCACGCGCACACACUCACACACCACCCUCUCGCCUCCCCCUGCAGCACUUUCUACUCCCUCCUCCUUCUGUUUGCAUUUUGAAUCCUUUAACAUACCGUCUGAUAUAUAUAUAUAUAUUUUUUUGUCAUUUUCUCCUCCUCAUCCUUCCAUCUUCCACGUUACAUAUAUGCAAGCCCUCGCAUCUCUCAGUAGCGCUGAGCGGCGUCCCGCUCGGCUCGCUCAGCCUCCGACACAGACUUUGCCGGGUCUUCACGCUGCAGUGGUGUGUGUGUGUGUGUGUGUGUGUGUGUGUGUGGGUGCGGACGCACGUGCACUGACGUUGUGCAAGCGUUGUUUGGUGGCCCCUAUAAUUCUGGGCUUUGGUACAUGCCUGUGUGUGGGUUUGUGUGUGUGCGUGGGCGAGAUCUUUUCGGAUGUCCCGGAGCAUGCCUGAGUUUCUGUCAUGUAUCAGACAAAAGUAAUGACAUCUGAGAGUUUUUGCUCUUGUGAGUGACUGACUUUACUUCCUGUUUGUACGCACUGUCUGUAUGUAUGCAUACUGUGUGUGUAUGUAUGUAAUAGACUUUAAUCCUUUUCUCUAGUUUGACACUAAGGGUCCAUGCUGCCACUGUGCUCCUAGGUUGCCUGAUUGAUCAGUUUGUUUUAAUAGAUGAUAUUAUUAUUAUUAUUAUUAUUAUUAUUAUCAUUAUUGUUAUUAUUAUUAUUAUUUGACCAUUAUAAGUGAUUGUUCUUCUGCCUGGCAGUUACCUCAUCAUUCCGAUUUUGAUCAUCGUUCAUCACACACUUCACUGUACUCCUCUGAAGUUAAGCACAUUUUAUAUUUGUAUUUCUUUUCCUAUACUGUCCUAUCAGAGAUGAGUUUGUGAUUUCCUUUUUUGCAGUGGCACAUGUGUUACAUAUAUACAUAUAUCUAUAUAUACUGUAUAAAUCUAUGAAUAUCUGUAUACCAAAUAAAAGGCUUGAUAUGAACUUUUUAAACUCA